This is a messenger RNA of Penicillium coprophilum, 1446 nucleotides long. Its product is annotated as alpha-mannosyltransferase. Gene Ontology annotation, biological process: mannan biosynthetic process. Bases 1 to 1446 code for a protein of 481 amino acids. NCBI's taxonomy places the organism in Eukaryota, Fungi, Ascomycota, Eurotiomycetes, Eurotiales, Aspergillaceae. The record is from RefSeq and is a predicted model, not a curated record. Gene Ontology annotation, molecular function: alpha-1,2-mannosyltransferase activity. The transcript has a single exon. Gene Ontology annotation, cellular component: Golgi apparatus.
AUGAUCCCGCUGAUCCCGCGAUUUUUGCGCGUGCGAACGCUGUUGACAGCCUUGGGACUCGCUAUCUUUCUUACCUGGGCAAUAUUGGGAUUCAAAGUCUACAUCCCCAAACCCAUCUCGUCAAAUGCAACUACAGCACUGACACCCGCACAUCAACAAUUCUGGCGGGAAUUCCAUGUUUUGUUAGAGAGAUAUGCGCCCAAUACAGAUCCAAUCAUUGAAUAUGAGAAGGCACCGACGGAAGGGUUCAAUGCUCACAAUGCACUACCGCGACCAGAUACCCUCUACGUCCCAGAGGAAGACAUCAACACCAUGAAAGAAGCGCAUGCCGGGUUCGUUAAUGCGAUCACCGACUCCCCACCUGAACUCCCCUACAUACCCGACACAAAAGGCAUAGUCUCGACAGCAGGGGGUUUCUACCUCCCAGUGCUAGUGAUAUCCCUCCGCAUGCUCCGCCGAACCGGCUCCACGCUACCGAUGGAAGUCUUCCUCUCUGACGAGGACGAGUACGAACCCUACAUAUGCGAUGAAGUGCUACCCUCCCUGAGCGCGCGAUGCGUAGUCUUAUCCCGCAUCCUCAUUGCCACUCCAGCCCAAAUUCAAAAAUAUCAAUACAAACCCUUCGCAAUGCUCUUCUCAUCAUUUGAAGAAAUCCUCUUCCUAGACGCGGAUGCCUUUCCCCUUGAGAAACCGGAGAGUCUUUUCGCUACCGAGCCCUUCCUCUCCAAUGGCAUGGUCACCUGGCCCGACUUUUGGGCUUCCUCCGCCUCCCCAAUCUUCUACGACAUCGCAAACUACCCAGCUCCACCAAUGGACCUACGCCAGUCAACAGAGUCAGGCGAGGUUCUCUUAUCCAAAAAGUCCCAUCUCCGCUCCCUGCUCCUUACAACUUACUACAAUUACCACGGCCCCUCGCAUUACUACCCACUCCUCUCACAGGGCGCUGCGGGAGAAGGUGAUAAGGAAACUUUCAUCGCAGCCGCGACUGCCCUGCACGAAUCCUUCCAUCAAGUCAGCGAGCCUAUUUGUGCUCUCGGCCACGGCACCCACGGUGGUAUGGCGGGCUCCGCAAUGGCCCAGUUUGAUCCCGUACAGGACUUUGCCCUUACAAGCCGCGGGACAUGGCGUAUCAAAGGCGAUGAUGCCCCCGCACCACCUGUCUUCUUUAUCCACGCCAACUUCCCUAAGUUUAAUCCCGCCACCAUUUUCGAGCCCCAUGAGGUGAGCCCCACGUUUACGGAUGAGGGUACUUAUACUCGGGCUUGGACAUUGCCGGUGGAUGUCGUACGCGGGUUCAACAGUAGGGCUGAUGUCGAGAAGGGAUUCUGGGAAGAGAUUCUUUGGACGGCUUGUGAGCUUGAAGAUAAGUUUCAGAGUUGGAUUGAGUAUGAAGGCAUUUGUGAUGGGGUAAAAAGUUACUGGAACACUAUCUUUGUGGAGGAUUGA